AUGGCAAGUAUGAGUACAACUAUGCCUAAUGUUCCCGUCAAUCAUGGGGAGAAGCCCGAAAAAUUCAAUGGGGCGGAGUUUAAAAGGUGGCAACAAAAAAUGAUGGUCUACCUUACAACUCUGAAUCUAAGCAAGUAUCUAACUGAGACUGCCCCAGUGCUAGAUGAGGGUGAGACUGACAUUACCAAGCUAGGAGCUGUUGAUACAUGGAAGUAUGGAAACUUUCUAUGCAAGAACUACAUCCUCAAUGGAUUGGACAACACUUUAUAUAAUAUGUACAGUCCAAUAAAUACUGCUAAAGAGCUCUGGGAGUCACUAGACAAAAAAUAUAAAACAAAGGAUGCUGGCUUGAAGAAGUUCGUGAUCGGACGAAAUCUGGACUUCAAAAUUAUAGACUCCAAGACAGUCAUGAGCCAAUUGGACAGAAGAAUAAGAAGAGGAAGUACUCUGGCGAAGGUCCCAACCAAGGAAACUACAAGAAGUUCACUGGGAAGUGCUGGUCCCAACCAAGGAAACUACAAGAAGUUCACUGGGAAGUGCUUCAUAUGCGGCAAGCUAGGACACCGAGCUAAAGACUGUCGUAGCCGCAAAGCACAACACAACCCCAAGAAAAAGACCACUGAGGUGCAUAUUGCUGAGGAAGAUAAGUUGACAGUUGAUGUGUCAGAGCUAAAUCCUUCAGCUGUGAUUUCUGAAAUCAACCUGGUGAGCAACAAUAGAGAAUGGUGGGUGGACACAGAAGCUACUCGUCAUGUUUGCUCUGAAAAGAAGAUAUUCACUACCUAUGAAGCUAUAAAUAAUGAAGAAUAA
Cornus florida is the source of this 810-nucleotide messenger RNA. RefSeq lists its product as uncharacterized. Lineage: Eukaryota; Viridiplantae; Streptophyta; Magnoliopsida; Cornales; Cornaceae. The transcript has 2 exons. The record is from RefSeq and is a predicted model, not a curated record. Gene Ontology annotation, molecular function: zinc ion binding; nucleic acid binding. The coding region runs from base 1 to 810 and encodes 269 amino acids.